AUGGUGCCUGGCCAAAAAAAUGGGAAUAAGAGUGGCUUAGGUUGGGUUUUCAGAAACAAUGGGGGUGAUGUAGUCUGGAUAGGAGCUAAAGCAGUCCCACGUCUCAGAUCAGCUAUUGAGACAGAAGCAGAAGCUCUAAGAUGGGCAGCUUCUACCAUGGAAGCUCUUAACGAUGAGAAUUUUGUUUUUGAAACUGACUCAAAAGAACUAGUGGAUGCACUAUCGGGGAAAAGUAGUUGGCCUAUCUUGGAUGCAGUUCUUCAAGACACACAAAACAUGCUUCAUCGGAUUGGCAAUGUUGAGGUUAAACACUACCCGAGAUAA
Molecule: messenger RNA, 324 nt
Organism: Eutrema salsugineum
Lineage: Eukaryota; Viridiplantae; Streptophyta; Magnoliopsida; Brassicales; Brassicaceae
Exons: 1
Coding region: 1-324 (107 amino acids)
Molecular function (GO): nucleic acid binding; RNA-DNA hybrid ribonuclease activity
Source: RefSeq, a predicted model, not a curated record